AUGCUCAUCAAAGUCCGUACCCUCACCGGCAAGGAGAUCGAGCUGGACAUCGAGCCCGAAUACAAGGUCGCGCAGAUCAAGGAGAAGGUCGAGGAGAAGGAGGGCAUCCCGCCCGUCCAGCAGCGUCUGAUCUACGGGGGCAAGCAGAUGGUUGACGACAAGACGGCAACCGAGUACCAACUGGAGGGCGGUGCCACGCUGCAUUUGGUCUUGGCUCUCCGUGGCGGCCAAUGA
Molecule: messenger RNA, 234 nt
Organism: Neoarthrinium moseri
Lineage: Eukaryota; Fungi; Ascomycota; Sordariomycetes; Amphisphaeriales; Apiosporaceae
Exons: 4
Coding region: 1-234 (77 amino acids)
Biological process (GO): protein neddylation; regulation of proteolysis; modification-dependent protein catabolic process
Cellular component (GO): nucleus; cytoplasm
Molecular function (GO): protein tag activity; ubiquitin protein ligase binding
Source: RefSeq, a predicted model, not a curated record